AUGCGUAAAUCUUUCCAGCUAGGGACCAACUCGACGGUCCAACGAAAGCAAUCCUUCACAACUGUUCUUAAGGAGAUGGCGAAAGACGACAAAGAGAGAUCGUUAACCGAAUGGGCAAGACCGUCAAUCAUAAUUGGUGAAGUAGAGGAUCAGAAAAAAAAGCCACAAAUCAAUGAGAGCGCCCGCGAUUCCAAGGAAUCUGAAAUUCUUCUAUUUGGGGUCACAGAGAACGGACAUUCCAUCCUAGUUCGGGUCACCGGAUUUGAACAUUAUCUGUAUAUCCCGGCGCCUAAAGGAAUAUCAAGCGCGGAUCUAAAUCCACUUCGAGAUUACCUCAAUGCACUUAUUGCACCCCCUGGAACAGAGUCGCUAUCCUCUACCAAUCAGUUGGUCUCAAGAAUUGACAUGAAACAGGCCAGCACCUCCAUGGGAGUUGUUCCUAUUCUCAUCAACCACUUAUUGCGGAAGGAGCUCAAGUCCCAUACUUCCUACGGUUCAUGGUUGACAAAGGCGUAA
Psilocybe cubensis is the source of this 516-nucleotide messenger RNA. RefSeq lists its product as uncharacterized. The coding region runs from base 1 to 516 and encodes 171 amino acids. The record is from RefSeq and is a predicted model, not a curated record. NCBI's taxonomy places the organism in Eukaryota, Fungi, Basidiomycota, Agaricomycetes, Agaricales, Agrocybaceae. The transcript has 6 exons.